Molecule: messenger RNA, 5504 nt
Organism: Paramuricea clavata
Lineage: Eukaryota; Metazoa; Cnidaria; Anthozoa; Malacalcyonacea; Plexauridae
Source: the annotation of a GenBank genome assembly
CUGUGAAGUUAUAUAAAGAAGAGUAGCUUAGAGCUGGCAGUUCAGAGUUCAGAGUCAGGAGUCAUAGAUCUAGUCUUUGAGAGUCUUCAGAAUAUAGCAAGGUAAAAUAAUUUCUGCUCGGAUAGAUUUUACUUCAAGAUGACUACAACGUAUAUGGUAUCUUCCAAGUUCAACCCAGCCGAAUGGCACUCGUCAAACGAGACGCAUUAUAUGAACGCGUUUCGAGAGGUCGAGAACGGGAAGUCUCUUCGAAAUGCUAGCGAUAAACUGGCAAAGAGCAUCGCCUACGAUGCCAGCAAGAUGCAGAAACAUGUCCGUGAAAAGAUUGGACACCGAAUCAAGGACGUCGCCUCGUGGAAGGCAGAGGUUGAGAAAGAGCGAUCCUGUGUCAUCUCCGAGAUGGAAGCAUUGCUACAAUGUAAGGCAAUGCUUGAGAAAGCCUUAGCCGCAACACAACACCCACUCACGGUACCCAAGAAAUGUCUAGCUUACAGAACUAACAGAGCUGGCAUAGACCUCGUCAAAGAUACUGUUGAGAAACAACUAUUUAAGGUAAACUACCCACUGUGAUAGAAAAAUUUAUAUAUUGUUUAUAUUGCAAAUAUCUCAAUGACUUUUGUUUGGAUAUAUAUAGCCUUAUGUGUCACUCAAAACCAUAGUCUAUAGACUAUACAAAAUAUAGUUGUUAUAACUCGUCGCAAGAAUUUCACAUUGGCAUAUAAAGCAUAGUCAUAGAAACUCGCCACCAAUCUCCGUCGGCUUGGCAACUUGAUAGUCAAAGUUGUACACUAUAACAUUCAACAAGUUAACAAGUACUAUUAAAGUGUAUAAAGUUUUGAAUGGCUCAUGUUACAUAAAACAUAAGUUUACAGGGGGGUACAAAACUGAUGCACUUUAUAUAAUACUAUAUCUCAUAAAGUAUAAUACUAUAUUCUAUAUAACACAUUUUAUCAUCCAAUGUUAUUGAAUAGCCAUUUCAGCUUUCCUAAAAUGCUAUAUAUUUUUUUCUACUUAUUACAGUUCGUACUUUUGUUAUACUAAGCAAACUAUCGUCUAUCAUAAACAAUUUAUCGGGACAGACAUAAAAUUGAAGAUAUUGUAUAUUCAUUAUAAUAGUCUGGCGACUUUUAACAGCGCUCGCGCGAAAGUUAUUAUGUUUGAGCGUAUUCAUUAGGCAAUUCAUUCUUACUUAAUUUACUCAUUGGUUUGAGAUUAAUAAUCCGGCCGUAGUUAAUCUAGUACAACAAAUGGGUCAUAAUCUAUCAACCUUUUGUUGUGUUAAGUCAAGCACGUGAAAUGGUUGUCAAGCAAGGUUGCUAACGACACAACGUGGCCUUAGCAACAAGAGAGGGUUAAAGUUCGGCUAGCGGUACAAUGUAUACCCUACAAUGACAGGUUAUUCUGGUUGUAUAAUAACCGCAAAGAAUUGCCUAUAGCCUGGAACGUUUGAAAUAUACAUGAAUAUGCUUUAUUAAAAUAGCUACACUGCAUACACAAUAAGAUGUUCUUCUUUGCAAAUUAAUUUCUGUCAAGUUUAUUUCUAAGUCUCUUAAGCCCUACGUUUUCCUUGAUGAAAUAGCUCGUCAUGCGAUGGAAAUUGUUUAUAGUUAAAGUGACAAUUAUCCUCAAGACCAGUUAGAUUUUGAUAUUUGCUAGUCAGAACUUUAACAGGUGUAACUGACGAGUGUUUUGUUGAAAAAAGACAAGCGCUUAAACAUUUCGUGUACAAACUAUAAAGAUAAACUUUAGAAAACAAAUGGGAACAGCUGGAUUGAAAAACCCUGGUACGUUACGUAAGAUUAUCGAGACAAAAUAGAGCUCAACGAAAUCUUUCUUACAAUUACUUUAGGAAGUUCAAUUGAUCGAAGCAACACAAGCAGCUCUGAAAAGAACCUUGGAUCAAGUGAUUGACCAAUAUAGGUAAGUAUUCUCACUCAUCUCUCGUUCUGUAGCUGUUCUAUCUGAAAGCACGUUCAGUUAUUGAUAGCAAGGUGCUCUCUGUAGUACAAAAUAGAGAAUUGAACACAUAUGGAUAAAAUACAAACGAACAGAACAGAUCUAUAACAGAACAACGAACAGAACAGAUCUAUAACAGAACAGAACAGAACAGAACAGAACAGAACAGAACAGAACAGAACACACUGAUAGCAACUCUCGCAUAUCUCCCGUGCUACGGGUGCCUCUGUUGAGGAGAGCAAGCAAUACUAUUCAUGGCUGAGUCAGCUUGCAUCGUACAACGAUCAACGAUUAUAUAUCUAAGUUUGAAGCUUGUCGUAUACGUCGGGAUUUGAUAUCCUGAGUGUCUCAAUCAGGAAUGGCCAAGGAGUAGCUACCUCAUGGAAUAAGAGCAGAUUAGAACAAAAUUGAACAGAAGAGAGUAGAAAUUUAAGAGCAAAAUAGAAUAGAAGACGAGAUUAAGCUGCAAUAAAUUACUUCAAAUAAAUGUGUUUGUAGAAACAAUUAGAUUCACAGACUCAGAGUUUCAGGCCGUGCUAAUAUUUACAAACCGUCUAUACUGGACACAAGCAAGAUUCUUGUUCUCUAAUGCGCUUAUUUCUAUUUCUUUCCAACAGGAGAUUAGAGUCGGUCAAGAAACGUUUGGAUAAGGAUAGCCUUGACAAACAUUCAGCUCUGAGAAUUGACAAUUAUUGUCAUGGCUUGAACAAUUACUCGUCUGGAUUGGGAUAUCACAAGUUUGCCGUUGAGAUGGACCCGAAGUAAGUUGACGUCAAUGUUGCCAUGGUAAUAAAGAGAGAACAGUAUUGAGGUGUUCGUGCCCCAUGCUACUGCCAAAUGUCUGUAGUCUAUAAGUAACAGGCUGAAGGACCCUGUGUCUAAAUUGGGAAAGAGACUCUGUGGCCCCAGUAUUUGUAUGUCAUAUACAGUACACCUGGCGUAUAUACUAUUGUAUAAGCCAAGUGUACUGUAUAUGACAUACAGACACUGAAGCCACAAUAAGAGACUUACGUUUGAAGGGUUUUACGCCCUUCUUCGCCAGUCUCGGUGACCAAAGUUGACCUUAAUAGUUCACAUAAAUGUUCUGAAAGUAAAGUUGUUUCAAGGUUUUCAAAAAAGUCUGAUAUCCUUCAAUAUAGCAUGAAACUGGAGUCAAAAAGCUUUGAAAACCAACUUGGCAUUAAAGCAAGCCAUUAAAGGAAAAUAGUUUUCAACUUACUAAAAGUCCAUAUUGUCUUUUCCUCCUAGAUUCACGACUCUGCCAGAAUGGGAGAACUUCUCUUAUGAUAACAUCACUCGGGCACGUUGGGAGAGAAAGAUGUCUGAAAACCUGCGAAAGAAAGUGCACGAGUUACUGGUGAGAACCAUGAAUGAACUGAAAGAAAUGUUUGAUGCUGUCAAUCUGGCUAUGAAUAGAAGAGUUAUGGAGACAAGUGAAGCGAAGAAGUCUCUUACUAAUCAUUUGAAAAGGGUAUGGAUAAAAAACUAACGUAUUUCCUGGUACAGUAGGGCAUGUGCUUUUCACACCUGUGACUGAGUUAGAUUCUUGCAAUAUGCAGUUGUCUGAUCAUAAUUUCAUCUCAGACACAUGUGAGAAGAGAGAAUUCAGUUUGAUCCUACCAAAUACCUCAGGUUUUCUCUCCUUUCCUCCUGUUGUAACACUGGACAAAUAAAAAGAUCUUUACUGGACUUCCAGGGAGAACAGUUUAGAAGUGAUAGAGCUAUCCAGUAUAAAUAAAGUUAUUUCAGUGUAGGUUUCCUCCCGUAAUAACACCAGAUCAAUAAGAGAUGAACAUUACUGAACUUCUAGGAAGAACAGUUCAGAACAAAUAGAGCUAUCCAGUAUAAAUAAAGUUAUUUUAGUGUAGGUUUCCUCUUGUAGUAACACCAGGUCAAUACAAGAUGAACAUUACUGGACCUCUAGGAAGAACAGUAUAUUGAUACAGCUACCCAGUAUCAAUAAUUAGUUACCUUAGUCUACUUUUCCUGCUCUAGUAACACUGGAAAAAUAAGGGUGGUACCCAGUCCCUGAACAAGGAUUGGGAAAAAUGGCGCAUGAUGAGAAUGAUCAACGUUCCCAUCAUGCAUCCCACUCCUCAGUCCACUGAUCUAUAUAUGUACUAUAAUUUAUUAUUUGUUUUAAGGCCAUGUUACACGAUGCAAUUUUUCUUGCAACUUGCAAUGCAAUUCUACUCUUGAGAGAUGUUAAUUAGUGAAAUCUGUGAAGAAUUUUCGAUAUGUUGAGAAAACAUCAGCGGAGUGUAAUGAAGACUCGUAUUUGGUAAUUUUACAUCUCUGAAGAGCAGAAUUGCAUUGCAAGUUGCAAGAAAAAUUGCACCGUGUAACAUGGCCUUUAACGACUGAGCUUUUUUUUUGGACGAGUCAGCCUUUACUAGACCUCUGUAUACACUCCACCCUCUCAAUUUCUGCUUCUGUGAUUUUUUGCUAAUAUUUUCUGCAUCACUCUAGGUUAUGGAUGAAAUGGCGAAAAUGAAAGGAAACAUUGACAUGCUGAAGAAAUCCAUCUACGACAAAGAGAAAUACAUGCAGGUCGCUCAGACCCGUCUCGAGAAGCGUGGCUACAGACCAAAUAUGGAGUUAUGUCGCGACAUUCCUAAGUUCCGAUUGGUUGAUGAAGUCCGUGAACUCGAGGCUGCUCUUGAUUCGUUGAAACGCCGGCUCCAGGAUGCAAUUCGCGCUUAUCAAGCUUUGGAACAACAGAAGCUCUCGCUUGAGCAAGAUAUCGCAGUGAAAACCACGAGUUUGGAAAUUGACCGAGAUCUGUGCUAUCGUAUGCGCCAAGGAAUGUCAUGGCAACCAUUCCUAUUGAGUACCGCACCUAAGCUUAAAGAUACCAGCUGCUGUCGUCAAGCUACGCCACCACGCCUUAUGAGUCGACUGUCCCACCGUCCAGUGACCUCACGCUCCAUAACCACCCCAAUGUCAAGAGGGGGUAAACUAGAGGGAAGUAUCCGCCUUCAUAGUGCCGCCUUAGACUUCACAAGCCCCCCUCCCACACGUGGGGGACUCCGAAGUUCACAUCGUGUCAUAACGCCCAUGUUUGGCUGAAAAAAUCUUGGAAAUGAGACUUUGUGAUUCCAUGAAAAAUGUAGGAUAAAUUAUUGAGAUGAAGGAGUGUAACUUAUGGAAUAGUUAUUCAAGUAUUUAUUGUAUAAAUAUAUGGGAUUGAAGGGCAAGCAGUUUACAAUUUUAGUUUACAAUUUUCAUUUUGAAGAUUGCAGUUCAAAAAUUAUUUAAUUAAAGACAUGCAUUAGCACCAACUCAAACAAAUUUGCUAACAAUAGUGCUGUAUUGUCCUUCAAUCUCAUUGAAAAGAACCAUCAUUCAAAAAUAUAUUAUGCAUGUAAAUUCUUGAGGUCCAACAUGGCAAAAGUCAGAUACUUGUUGAAAUAUAUCUUCAAAGUGUUGACUUUAUUGUGUUCAAAACUUGUAACUGAUUUUGAAUUCUUUUAUUGUGAACAUAUUUACAUAUAUAUAACCAAUAUGAUAUUUAAUAGUCGCAUUAAUUGUAGCACAUUAGCACGAAU